UGGUCGUCAGUUUCAUAACCCAUCGUGUUUUGGAGAGUGUGGCCGUUGGAGAUAUUAUGCAACAGAUUUAUUAGGUUUUAUUUGGCUUGGUUUUAUCCAACAGAAAAAAAAAUCCAACAAAAUCUCCAAAAAAAAUACUUAGCUAUACUAACGUAGCUACAGGUUUUAAACCCUGCGCCAGCGACAAACUCAGCGACGAUGCCCAAGAAGGAGACCUUCGAUAUGAUGCCAACGACGGUAAAACUGUGCCGCAUCGUUGGAUUCCUGGACCGGGACGUGGCCGGUGAUACCCGGCAGAGAGCCGUUGUGGUAAUUUCGGGCAUAACGGUGUUCAUGACCAUACCGAAUCUUAUUUAUCUCAUCAGAAAGGAGAAAAGUUUGGAACGCACCUUCCGGGUUGUUAUCGAAUCGAUCGCAAUGGUGAGCAUCGUUUUCCGGAUGAUGUUCCAUUACAUCAAUCGGGACGGGAUGCAGGCGUGUUAUGAUGACGUUCGAAGCGUUUUCAACGAAUACGUUAAUAGCCCGGUAGCAGAGGUCCAAAAAACCUUGAAGCAUUUGUACAAAUCGGCGGAAUUUCUAGUAAAAUUCUAUCUAUACGGGGUGAUGUCUCAGGCAGUCAGUUUUGGACUUAUCCAGGCCGUUAUUACUACCGUAAAAUAUUUCGUAAAUGGUCACGUGGAGCAGUUCCCAGCACCAGUUAUUGAAGCAGAUCAUUUUUUCUUCGCAUAUGAUUCAUCUUUCUGGAUAUGGUUGCCCGUCAUGGCGAACGCUCUGAUCUGGCAGUACUAUUUAGUGGUCAUACUGAUGGCAAACGAGUGCCUUCAUUGGAAUCUGCUGCAUCAUGUUUCGUGCCUUUUCAAAAUAAUGAGACUUGAAAUUCUACAAGCCAACGAUGUCAGGGACAGCAGUUCGUUUAGGGCCAAAAUAAUAAGGAUUAUUCGCAUUCAAAACGUUUGCUACAAGAGCGCCGGACAUUUGGAAGAUUCCUUAAGUCCCGUUAUGGUUUUGUUGUACUGCUCGUGCAUUCUUCAAGCCUGUAUCGGUAUGUUUGUGAUAAGUGUGGUCAAUAACUUUUUUCUGAUAGCAAUUAUGGCAUUCAUCUUUCAGUACACAACUUUCCAGAUUUUUUCCUUCUCGAUGCUUAGCACUGAGCUGAUCGAAGCCAGCGUUUCACUGUCGGAUGCCGUCUAUUCGCUGGAAUGGUACAAUCGCACCCUGGAAGAGCAAAAAUUGCUGCAAUUCGUACACAUGAGAUCGCAAAAAAUGGUUGCCAUCAGCGCAGGAAAGUUCUUUCCCAUGACGAGGACCACAUUCGCCGGGGCGAUGCGGACGGUAUUCUCAUAUUACACAUUGAUGAGGCAAUUUUAUGACAAAUAAAAGUGGCCUGGUAUUGCGAGCUGCUCUGUUCGAUUGGUAUUAAUUUUUAAUUAUUGAAUAUAACAAGAUAUUGCA
Uranotaenia lowii is the source of this 1452-nucleotide messenger RNA. Its product is annotated as odorant receptor 4-like. Gene Ontology annotation, molecular function: odorant binding; olfactory receptor activity. Bases 199 to 1377 code for a protein of 392 amino acids. Gene Ontology annotation, biological process: sensory perception of smell; detection of chemical stimulus involved in sensory perception of smell. Gene Ontology annotation, cellular component: plasma membrane. Lineage: Eukaryota; Metazoa; Arthropoda; Insecta; Diptera; Culicidae. The record is from RefSeq and is a predicted model, not a curated record. The transcript has 8 exons.